Molecule: messenger RNA, 1764 nt
Organism: Neospora caninum
Lineage: Eukaryota; Apicomplexa; Conoidasida; Eucoccidiorida; Sarcocystidae
Exons: 3
Coding region: 1-1764 (587 amino acids)
Biological process (GO): regulation of DNA-templated transcription
Molecular function (GO): DNA-binding transcription factor activity
Source: RefSeq, a predicted model, not a curated record
AUGACAGAACCAGUCACUGACAAUUUGGCGGUUUCAGAGGAGACAUCCUCGUCUUUUGCGGCGUCGCCGCUCCCAGCGGUCGGCGAUCUCUCGUCUGAACAGACGCUCGACCACCACAGCGUUCUGCAUUCUCAUGAGCGGACGGAGGAGAAAAAGCGAGCGCGAUCUAGCCAUAACAUGCUUGUCUUUGACACCACCAGGAGUGGAGGAAAUCCGCGCAAGCGACGCGUGCGCCACUUGAACCGAGAGAAUGCCAGGCUUUUCCGACCGUUUAUUUUAAAGAAGGGCACUGGCGACGUGAUAAAAAUGGGAAGUGGUGUGGACGACACGCCUGUCGUGCGUCACAAGACGGCAAACUCAGGACAAUUUGUGCGGCGCAAUCAGACGUGGGAGAUCGCAACUCGUCCGAACACCGUCCCCAGAGAUGUCUGCGCCUCGACAGUCGAUUCCGUCGUUUCGGACUGGCUGCCGCCAGACAGCAAGCAUGUACGGUGCAGUGAAAUGUCUGAUCGCGUCACCCGGAGUACAUGCGCAACAAGUAGAGUCGCUUCUCUUGAAGCAGCUGACGAAGCGGUCCGAACGAGCGACUGCCCGACAAUAGCGGCACUUGGGUGCGACUCCUUGGGUGCUCCACAGGCGGGAGCGGAGCCGAGUGACACUCGGAAAGAAGACUUACCUGAAGAAAUCCUCGAGAAGGCAGCGAGCGGAGAAAAAAACGGCAAGAAUCGCCAAGAAGGCAUCGCUGCAUCGUCAAGCGGAAGAGAAAAGACCUCAGGACUCCUGUUCACCAUCGCUACCCCCACAGAAGACCCAGUGAAAGCCGUCACGCCUAGCCUGUAUGACGUGUACGGAGGUGGGGAUAUCAGCGAUGGAAAUACGGGUGCAACUCAGUGGGCGGCAGGUGACUCAAACGGUCCCUGCAUUCCCACCGAAGAGGCUGAAGGUGGAAGCCUCUCGUUGGCUCCCCUCUUCGCGGAGGAGGAAGAUCAAGAGUUGCCACUUCCUCAGUUGCCUUCCCCCGCCUCCGCAUUGGGUGUGGGAAUUGCUACUGCUGACGAGCAAGCUAGUGACUCAUGUACCGCGACCGGAGGCAAGCACGAACGGAGUCGCAAUCCCGGCUCUGGCGGGGGAGGCGGCGGGGCAAGUGCAAGCAGUGCCCCCUUCUACAGCGUAUCCGAGGGUGCGAUGAGCAAAAAGGUCCUCCUUCGAAGCCACAGAUUUUACCCUGUUGUUCGCGGAGUCUCCCGCGAUAACACGAAGCGACGGUGGGCCGUAUACUGGAAGGGAAACCGGAAGUACUUCUACGAUAAGUUCUACGAGGACUGCUACCAGGCAUAUCUGCAUGCUGUGGACUUCCGCAAACAUGCAAAGGCACAUGGCCCCCUAGCGGGCGCCGGUCCUACUACGGGUUUGAUCCCUGGGCCUGGGUCACCUUCCUUCUUGCUGAACUCUUCCGGGACAUUUGACCGGGCGUCGGGUGCCGUAGGGGCGCCGUCUUUCGUCGCAUCCUGCUCUUCAGCGAUGUCGACGUCAUCAUCUGCUACGGGCUCUUCGUUAAUCUUAUCGCCAGCCGAACGCCUCCCGCGCGGCUCACGGGAACUGUCGGCUGCUCCCGCAGAUGCGCUGCUUCGAGAAAGCACUGUGGAUGAUAUGCUAGCUACGCUCAACCGGCAUGGCGUGGCUCCAAGCGUAGAGUCUCUCUUCCCCGAAAGGUGGACGAAGCGUUCUGUUCGGGUCGAAAGAGGCACACGUGGCUGCCGUUGA